UUUCAAAACGAGGCAUAAUUUUGAAAGCUACCGAAAAUCAAUUUCAGAUUUCAGUUUUCUAUUUUCUUUUUCACGCUCGCUCUCGCCCUCUGAACUCUUGUUCUCUUGCUCUCACGCUCAGUCUCGCUUUCUCAACCCUCUCUCUCUCAACUCUCGAUCUGCCUCUUCUCUCUUCCUCUGGACUUUCAUCAAAGAAUUUACCAGUUCAAAUGGCAAGAAAAAGAGCUAAGAAAACUGUAAAACAAGUUGCCUUGUCACCAGGGACCGAUUUCAAUGUUGCAGAGGCAAAGGAGCCCCAGAAUGUGAAACAAGAAGCUCAAUUCACAGACCCAGAUGUUGAGCGGCAAAUUUCUGCCAUUAGGGCUAUUCGUGAUGUUGAGACUGAACAUCUCCUGACUAAUUUGCGUUUGCUUCGCUCCUACUUCAACAAGGAACAGCAGCGAACCCCUCUAUUGCAAUAUUUUAAAGAGAACUUUCAAAACCUGUCGAAUGGAAGAAAUGGAGAAAAUGGACAAAUGGAAGUGCAAUGGAUUGAUAAAGAUGGCAAUGUAUCCAUGAAUGAUGGAAUGGAUUUACAUGAGACUCUUCUUCGCCGGUUGUCCAUUGCUUAUUCUGGUUGUUCAGCUGCAAUUCCAUCUCUUGGUGGCUUUGAGUUUUCUAGUAAAGCAGAUAAAACAAGCCUUCUGGGUGCUGAUAAUCUGCAGAUGAGCGACUUUGGUUUAGAGGAGCCAUUUGAUAGUCUGAUGCUAGGGAGGCAAGAUACUCUCCAAACUCCUGGGGUGAGUAGCCAGAGGCUGUCUAUUGGGAUGACACCCAAGACACGAAGGCUCCCGAAGCCUGGGGAGAUGCUCUUAUCUGUCCAUGGCUCACCCCUUGGUGUUUACAAGGAAGACAACAUGGAAGCCAUACAUG
Prunus avium (sweet cherry) is the source of this 912-nucleotide messenger RNA. Lineage: Eukaryota; Viridiplantae; Streptophyta; Magnoliopsida; Rosales; Rosaceae. The record is from RefSeq and is a predicted model, not a curated record.